Arabidopsis thaliana (thale cress) is the source of this 2092-nucleotide messenger RNA. RefSeq names its product oxidoreductase, 2OG-Fe(II) oxygenase family protein. Gene Ontology annotation, biological process: mRNA catabolic process. The transcript is spliced from 4 exons. Bases 117 to 1274 code for a protein of 385 amino acids. Gene Ontology annotation, molecular function: 2-oxoglutarate-dependent dioxygenase activity; mRNA binding; iron ion binding. The record is from RefSeq and is marked reviewed. Lineage: Eukaryota; Viridiplantae; Streptophyta; Magnoliopsida; Brassicales; Brassicaceae.
AAUGAAAGACGACUCAAAAGAGCAAAGUAAACGAACUCGAGAAAAGUUUGUUCGAUCCGUACAAACUGAAACUAAAGUACGGAAACAGCGAGAUUUGGUUUGUGCGAUAGAAGAUAAUGGAACCAAAUUAUGAGGAAGAUGUUUUUCUCGCCAAGUAUCAAUCAUCCGAACUUAAGAUUGCUUCUGAAUUUCUUACGAAUUGGUUGCCUUUCUUAUCUAGAGAUCUCUGCAACGACUGUGCUCAUGUUCUCUCCGAUCGAAUCCGUUCUCUAGACCCAGAGCAUUGUAGUAAUGGAGAAGUUAAAGCGGGUUCUGGUUCAAUGGUGGAUAACAUGGAAUCUGAAGAAGUUGAUAACAUGGAAUCUGAAGAAGUUGAUAACAAGAUGGACAAUAUUUAUGACGGGAAGUUGUGUGUUUCUCACUCAUUAGAUAGUUUGAAAGCUGGGGCUUUUGUAUUUGGAUCUUUGUCAGACAGUGUAAGUCAUGCAAUGCCAUCAUCUCAGUCAACUGUUUCUGAGGCGGCAAGUGCACAAAUGUCUUGGGCUGAUAUGGGAGAAGAAGAUGGGCUCGAGGAGGAAGACCAGAAAGAGAAUGAAUUAGGUUCACAUGGAGUUGAUGUGAGUCCUUCCGUUGGAGACUCGAUGAAGACUCCUGAGAAGCGUAAAUUGUCUAGGGAAGAAAGAGAGCGUUAUCGGUUUAUGAAUGUGAAGAAAAUGAAAGUGUUUUCUUGUUAUGAGAAAGUUAGAGGGAGGUCUGUUAAUAUUCUCGAAGGACUUGAAUUGCAUACCGGUGUUUUUAGCGCGGUGGAGCAGAAAAAGAUUGUUGAUUUUGUCUAUGAACUACAAGAGAAAGGCCGUAGAGGAGAAUUGCGAGAGCGUACUUUUACCGCUCCGCAUAAGUGGAUGAGAGGCAAAGGACGAGUUACUAUUCAAUUCGGAUGUUGUUAUAACUAUGCACCGGACAAAGCGGGAAACCCACCCGGAAUCCUUCAACGUGGAGAUGUUGAUCCAAUGCCAUCUAUUUUCAAAGUAAUAAUCAAAAGGUUGGUUGGGUGGCAUGUACUUCCUCCAACUUGUGUACCGGAUAGUUGUAUCGUCAAUAUCUAUGAGGAAGACGAUUGCAUACCUCCUCACAUCGAUAACCAUGACUUCCUCCGCCCUUUCUGCACAGUAUCAUUCCUCAGUGAAUGCAAUAUACUCUUUGGUUCAAAUCUCAAAGUCUUAGGACCUGGUGAAUUCUCCGGUUCUUACUCUAUACCGCUUCCUGUCGGGUAAAUCACUAAAGUUUGCGUACCCUCUCUGAGUUUAUUCUACUGAAGCUUCUGUUGCUUAACUUUUUGACGAGUUUUUCACUUUUUUUGCUUCAGAUCAGUUCUAGUGCUCAAGGGUAAUGGAGCUGAUGUCGCUAAGCAUUGUGUACCUGCCGUUCCCACAAAGAGGUAAUUUGUUAGCACCUUGAUUGUUUGUCAACGUUUAUUUAUAUGUUUGGUAAUGAAACCAUUACUCUCUCUUUUUACAAAAGGAUUUGGUGUUUUGCAAUUUAUCGGUGUUAUCUCGUUUUGUUUUGUUCAUACUGUUUUUGCUAUCGUCGGUUCUGCUUUCAGGAUAUCGAUCACGUUUAGGAAAAUGGACGAGUCGAAAAGACCAGUCGGAUUCACCCCGGAACCUGAUUUGGAGGAGAUUAAGCCGUUGCCAUACGAACACACCACGCCGAGUACUCCUGCUGAUGCAGUCAUUAGCUCUUCAAGAUCCAGCAUUGAUCAAAAUGGUAGUAAUCACAACAAUCGAACUGCACAUGGAGGAGGAAGCAAGUAUCGUAGGUCGAGAGAUUAUCAUUCUGAGAGUCGAGAGCGGUCAUCAUCGGGCCAACGAAGAGAAACUUCACGACAUACUCCUAAUAGGUCCUAUAGACCCAAGGUUACUAGCUCCGACAACGUCUGAGAAUUUGUAACACGAACAUAAUAUUUGAUUUUACCACAGAACAAAUUAUAGAAAUUGCUUCUAAUAAUUCUUUUCGUUUUGACCGAAUUUUUUACGAUAAUUUCAACUAUAUGGUUGAAUAGACGAAAAUAUCAUCCAAUUGGUUUCUUCUG